Acytostelium subglobosum LB1 is the source of this 1041-nucleotide messenger RNA. RefSeq lists its product as hypothetical. The coding region runs from base 1 to 1041 and encodes 346 amino acids. The transcript is spliced from 6 exons. NCBI's taxonomy places the organism in Eukaryota, Evosea, Eumycetozoa, Acytosteliales, Acytosteliaceae. The record is from RefSeq and is a predicted model, not a curated record.
AUGACAACUAUAAUUCCAAAUAUUCGCCAGGAGCACUUCACUGGAGGAUCAAAGUGCAAAGGAUCAUCAGAGUUUGUUAAACUGUUAAACAUGCGUCUUAAGGAUACACCACUUCUUAAACAGACCUCCAAGCCACUCUUAUGGGUGGAUAUCGAUGACUCUGUUCUCAAGGCAUUUGAAGUAAUAUGCUCCCAGAAAGUACUAUCCAUUCCGGUAUUCUCAACUUUGGAGAAUAAGUGGGUAUCAAUGCUAGAUGUCAAGGACUUAUGUGCCCACAUAGUAUCAUUGUUUGAUCCAAAGAAUCAAAUGAGAACCCCUGUACCAGACGGUUAUACAGUACGCAAUCUACUUACAUCCAAUGAGCCUGGUGAAGAUCUGAUCAGAAACUGUCCAAUUGUAACACAAGAUUGUACAGUACUUGAACUACUAAAUAUCUUCAACAAGAAGAUACAUCGUAUCUGUGUAUCAAAUGGACCGAGUCCAAUGGAUAUCAAGAUCAUAUCAGAGAUGUCCCUAAUCAAAUGGAUCGAUCAGAAUAGGGAGAAGAUGGGUCCAAUAUUCGAGAAGACACUAGAGGAGUACAAGUUGUAUGAUCCAGAAAAGAAGAUUAUAUCAAUACCAAACAUUAAGUUGGCAAUAGAUGCUUUCAGAAAGUUGAAGGAUAACAAUAUCUAUGGAAUGCCAAUCGUUAGUGAGACUGAUGACGAGCUUGUUGAUAGUAUCUCAGUAAUUGACAUAAGAAAUGCCAGGUUAGACCUUGCUAGACUUAAGCAACCUCUGUCCGAAUACUUUAAUCCAUCAACGGGCAAGGGAACUUCUAUUCAGAGGACACCAAUCAUUUGUACUCCACAUACAAGGAUCAGAGAGGCCAUUGGAAAGAUAGCAUCGACCAAGGUUCAUAGGAUAUUUAUCAUUGAAGGUUUGGUGGAUGGCCGUAUGAACAACAAGCCACUCUCUGUUGUCUCGGUGUCUGACAUUGUCAGAGUGAUACUAACACGUGCCAACGAGGAGAUGGGCGUUGUUGGUGUUGGCAGUCAGUAA